This is a messenger RNA of Talaromyces amestolkiae, 918 nucleotides long. RefSeq lists its product as uncharacterized. The transcript is spliced from 2 exons. Lineage: Eukaryota; Fungi; Ascomycota; Eurotiomycetes; Eurotiales; Trichocomaceae. The coding region runs from base 1 to 918 and encodes 305 amino acids. Gene Ontology annotation, cellular component: nucleolus; striated muscle dense body; catalytic step 2 spliceosome. The record is from RefSeq and is a predicted model, not a curated record. Gene Ontology annotation, molecular function: actin filament binding.
AUGGUCAAACCACUCUCAUUCAAAGGCGACAAAAAGACCAAAAAACGCAAACACCGCCAAGACGACGAGAAUGAGUCAAAACUUACACUUUCUACAGAUCUAAUCGCGCAUGAACACCGCGACGAACAACAAAACACAACAUCGGAAGACGACCAAAGCUGGGUCUCUGCCGAUGUACCCAGCGAUAUCAGCGGGCCUGUAGUAAUUGUGCUACCGUCAACGCCGAUACCGACAUGCAUUGCGUGCGACGCGAAUGGCGCCGUCUUUGCGAGCGAGCUGGAGAAUACGAUUGAGAAUGAUCCGCGCACCGCGGAGCCGCAUGAUGUGCGUCAGGUAUGGGUUGCGACGAGGGUGGCAGGGACGGAAGGGUUUAGUUUCAAGGGGCAUCAUGGACGAUAUUUGAGUUGCGAUAAGUAUGGCAUUUUGAGCGCGACGGCCGCGGCCAUAUCGCCCUUUGAGUCGUUUAUUGCCAUUCAACCACCAGACGCACCUGGUAUGCUGGCAUUGCAGACGCGAGGCGGCGAGUCGGAUACCUUUGUCACCAUUACCGAGAAAGCUUCUACCUCCAAUAAUAAAGCGAGCCGAAGAAUAACCAAAUCCGACGAUGACGAAGAGGAUGGUGAUGAUACAAAAGAGAGUGCGAAUAAACAGAUUGAAGUUCGCGGCGAUGCGAGCUCAAUUACGUUCUCGUCUACGCUGCGAAUCAGGAUGCAGGCACGCUUCAAACCGAAGCUUAAAGCUUCGAAGGAGAGCAAAGCGAGGGAGAAGAUAUCGAGGAAAGAGCUAGAAGCUACGGUGGGGAGAAGGUUGGAGGACCAUGAGGUUAAGAGACUAAAAAAGGCGAGGAGGGAAGGGAAUUAUUAUGAGGAGGUAUUGGAUGUAAAGGUCAAGGGGAAACAUGAUAAGUAUGCUUCAUGA